Messenger RNA from Pseudozyma flocculosa PF-1, 834 nucleotides. RefSeq lists its product as uncharacterized. The coding region runs from base 1 to 834 and encodes 277 amino acids. The record is from RefSeq and is a predicted model, not a curated record. Gene Ontology annotation, molecular function: metallopeptidase activity. The transcript has 2 exons. Lineage: Eukaryota; Fungi; Basidiomycota; Ustilaginomycetes; Ustilaginales; Ustilaginaceae.
AUGCAAGUAAGGCUCGCGUUUGCUGUCUCGGCCCUGGUCGCGGCUGCUCCCACCCUCGCCGCCACGCUGGGAGGCAAUCUGGGCUGCGGCGCGCCGAGCCUGACGUCCGAGGAUCACGCAGAGUUGCAAGCGCUCUCGAUGUUCCCUAGCGCCGUCGAGGCCGAGCGAGGACCUGUCUCGAUCCCGGUGUACUGGAACACCCUCACCGACAAUAGCGGUCAGGGGAACCUCACCGCUUCUCAAAUCCAGGAGUGGAUGAGCGUCGUCAACAAGGGCUACGCCAAGACGGGCUUCUCGUUCCGUCUCGCUGGGACGCGGUACCUCCAGGACUCGGCCCAGUUCAACACAAAGGGAGUCGACACUGCUGCCACCGUUCGGCUGAGGGACAGCCUACACGUCGGCAACCAAAGGACGCUGAACAUCGUCACGCUCAACAUGCUCAGCGCGGGCUACGUCGGCUACGCCACCUACCCGUGGGUCUACCGAUCCGAACCGCGACAGGACGGUGUCCUGAUCCACUACGACCUUCGUCCAGGCUCGACGGAUCCGAACAAUAACCUGGGCCACGUCCUGAUCCACGAGAUUGGCCACUGGCUCGGCCUCCUCCACGUCUUUUCCGGCUCGUGCGACGGCGACGGCGACGGCGUCGCCGACACGCCCCCGCAAAAGACCCUGUCCCGAGGCUGCCCCACGGGCAAGGACUCGUGCCCCAACAGGCCUGGCCUCGACUCGAUCCACAACUACCUCGACUACUCCGACGACGUCUGCCUGAGGGAGUUUACGCCCGGCCAGGUGGCCCGCAUGAAGCAGUUCUACGGCGCCUACCGCGCAUAA